AAAGCAUUUGACUCAUGAAAUUCUUUGCUUAUGAGUCGUCCUGGGCGCUCUGAACGCCUCGGUGGAGUCACAUGUUGGAGGGCCUGACAUUUGAGUUGCCAGAGAUGGUACAGAAUGUACAGCUGGGCCCACGUUCCGCUCUGUCCCCUUCUCUCACCGCUGCUGAACUUUUCUUUUUUUUUUUUCAAUUCCAGUGAGUUCCAGUAAAUUUACUGUUGGAACGUUGUGGGAUUCCUUAAUAGGUGCACACGACCGAGGAUGCUGAGGAUCAUGCAUGGGUUUUUCAAAUGUUUUGAUUCCCAUCAUGGCUAUCACACAGUUUCGGCUAUUUAAAGUUUGUACCUGCUUGGCAACUGUGUUCUCAUUCCUGAAGAGAUUAAUAUGCAGAUCUGGUAGAGGGCGGAAAUUAAGUGGAGACCAAAUAACUUUGCCAACUACAGUUGAUUAUUCAUCAGUUCCUAAACAGACAGAUGUUGAAGAAUGGACUUCCUGGGAUGAAGAUGCACCCACAAGCAUAAAGAUUGAAGGAGGGAAUGGGAAUGUGGCAACACAACAAAAUGCUUUGGAGCAACUGGAACCUGACUAUUUUAAGGAUAUGGCACCAACUAUAAGGAAAACUCAGAAAAUCAUUAUUAAGAAGAGAGAACCAUUGAAUUUUGGCAUCCCAGAUGGUAGCACAGGUUUCUCCAGUAGAUUAGCAGCUACACAAGAUAUGCCUUUUAUUCAUCAAUCUCCUGAAUUAGGGGACUUAGAUACCUGGCAGGAAAAUACCAAUGCAUGGGAAGAAGAAGAAGAUGCAGCUUGGCAAGCAGAAGAAGUUCUGAGGCAGCAGAAGAUAGCAGACAGAGAAAAGAGAGCAGCAGAACAGCAGAGGAAGAAAAUGGAAAAGGAAGCACAGCGGCUAAUGAAGAAGGAACAAAACAAAAUUGGUGUGAAACUUUCAUAACAAAUGUUCUUCAAAUGUCAGUGCCAGUAGGAGAAAUGUGAGCUCCACAACCCAAGCAACAUUUGUAUGGCUCUAAGAGUAUUUUCAGAAUACAAACACACUACCAGAUUUUAAUUCAUUCAUCAGAUGAUCCAAGAUACCAGGAUUUCCUGAAAGUACCUCGAACUUUUAGUGAUUGAGACUAAAAAGACUAUGAGACAAUAUUUUCUUCAACAUGCUCCAACUGUAAGACAAUUGUUUGCUGCGGAGAAAUUAUUACAAAUGAAAUAUACCAGUACCUCUUCAAGCUAGUGAUUCUAGCUAAACAAAAGGGUGUAAAUAAUUUAUGGUAGGAAAGAACUCUGCUGUCUAUAAUGCUUUCCUUCAAUGUGCAUAAUGAUAAAAUAAAUAAUUUUAA
Messenger RNA from Talpa occidentalis (Iberian mole), 1343 nucleotides. It is a transcript of the gene EBAG9, whose product is annotated as estrogen receptor binding site associated antigen 9. The record is from RefSeq and is a predicted model, not a curated record. Gene Ontology annotation, cellular component: secretory granule. NCBI's taxonomy places the organism in Eukaryota, Metazoa, Chordata, Mammalia, Eulipotyphla, Talpidae. The coding region runs from base 275 to 946 and encodes 223 amino acids. The transcript is spliced from 7 exons.